This is a messenger RNA of Cryptomeria japonica (Japanese cedar), 1004 nucleotides long. RefSeq lists its product as uncharacterized. The transcript is spliced from 6 exons. Bases 315 to 806 code for a protein of 163 amino acids. The record is from RefSeq and is a predicted model, not a curated record. Lineage: Eukaryota; Viridiplantae; Streptophyta; Pinopsida; Cupressales; Cupressaceae.
GUUUAUGAGAACCCAGGUACAAUAAUAAAUUUCCUUCCAAUGGAUGCCCCACAUUAAUCCAGAUUUAUGAACUUCCGUCUUGUGAAUUCCCAUUUCUGUAUUGUAUGACAGUGUGUGUACACUGUACACCAUCAUUAUUAGCAUGUGUUUCUUCUCCUCUGACCCUGCCUUUAUAACCAUAGCUGUUGCCUUACAAUCAUUUACGUGUGUGGUUUAUAUGCUACAUGAUUAGCUGUAAUGUUGCUCUUGCUGUGGUAAAGGUCGAGUUCUAUUGCAGUUUCCAUUAGAGUUGCUUUUCCAGGUUGAAUUCGGGCAUGGAAAGUUAUAGCAUGGUGAAAAAGAGUUCUAUAGAUGAGAUAUUCGAGCAGAGCUCUUGUGCUGUUUGCCAUCCUAGCGAAGGAAUGCCCCAGGGUUAUCUAACCUUGGGGAUUUUGGAAAGUGGGUCUGCAACACAGAUCAAAGAGUCUCUGUAUCGAGUACAUUCAGCAGGAUACGAAAAGUUGGGAGAACUAAAGCAGCCGAUGCAGAGUCAAAAGCAUCAAAUUGGAAGUACUCUUAACUGUUAUAAAGCAAACGAAGAAACUGAAGUACUAAAGCAUGAUAAGAUACUCAGUACACAACAGUGCUUCCUAGGUUCCUCUUUAUACUAUGGGGGACCUGAUGAGCUUUAUGAAAUUCCAGAAAAUGGCCAAGAAAAACAAAAUGAGACUAAAAUGGCAGUAAAAAAAUUGAAAGAGACAAUCGACCCAUUUCAUCUUGAAUGUUCCAGAAGGGGAAACUGUUGGGAAGGUUCUCUUUACUAUUAAGUUCAGAAUUCCCUCAAACUCCAGGAUUUUAUAACAUUUGAGGUGACAGAUUUUCAUGGUGAGAUGCUUAAUGUAUUAGUGACCUUAACAAUAUAAAAUUGGUAAAUAAUAGUCUUCUUUAAAUUGGUAAAUAAUAGUCUUCUUUAAAUGGGAUCACCUAAUUAUAUAUAUAUAAUAGGUUACCAGUGUUUGUGUGGA